AUGGAAGUCCAUGUGCUCUGGUUCAUCUCUUUCUUCACCCUCAUUGAAGGCCAAGAUGGCUUCCUGGGGAGAAAUGAAGGCAUCAACACAAGAAGAGGACUCAUUGUUAAUAAGAAAAAGCAUCCAGGCCCAGUCCAGGAGUAUGAGCUGCUGCUUCAGGUGGCCUAUAGAGAUUCCAAGGAGAAGAGAGACGUGAAGAAUUUUCUGAAGCUUCUGAAACCUCCAUCAUUAUGGUUACAGAAACCAGUGAAGAUUAUUAGAGCAAAGGCCACUACAUAUUGUGGCAACCAGAAUGGGGUUUUGCAGUGUGCCUGUGAGGAUGGCUACACCUGGUUUCCUCCCUCAUGCCUUGAUCCCCAGAAAUGCUACCUUCACACAGCUGGAGGGCUCCAGAGCUGUCACUGUCACCUCAACAACCUCACCCACAGCAUCAAUUUCUGUGAAAGAACAAAGGUUUGGGGCACUUUCAAAAUUAAUGAAAGAUUUGCCAAAGACCUUUUGAAUUCAUCUUCUCCUUCAUACUCCAAAUAUGCCACUGGAAUUGAAAUUCAACUUAAAGAAAUAUUCAAAAGAAUUCAAGAGUUUGAGUCAGUUCGUGUCACCCAAUUUCGUCAUUCCAAUGAUGGAGGCAUCAUUGCCGGGUUUGAAGUUGUGGGUUCCAGCAGCACAUCUGAGCUGCUGUCAGCCAUUGAACAGGUGGCCGAGAAGGUGAAGGUAGGACUUCACAAGCUGUUCCUGCUUGAAGAUGGCUCUUUCAGAGUAUGUGGAAAAGCCCAGUGUAACAGCAUUGUCUUUGGAUUUGGGUACAUGAAUGACGAAUAUAUUUUUCCCUGUAGCAGCGGCUACACUGGGAACAUUACAGCGAGGUGCCAGCCUUCUGGGUGGCGGAUCCUUAGGGAGACGUGUGUGCAUUCUCAGCUGGAGGAACUGAAGAAGAAUUUCAGUGUGAUCGCAGGCAAUGCUACCGAGACAGCCGUGUCAUCCUUGGUGCGAAAUCUUUCUGUUGUGAUUCGGCAAAACCCGUCAACCACAGCCGGCAAUCUGGCUUCAGUGGUGUCAAUUCUGGACAACGUCUUGUCUUUGUCACUGGCGAGCCAUUUCAAAGUGUCUAGUUCAACAAUGGAGGAUGUCAUCAGUAUAGCUGACCACAUCCUGAAUUCAUCAUCAGUAACCAACUGGACGGUGUUACUACAGGAAGAACAGCAUGCCAGCUCGCAGUUACUGAAGACACUGGAAAACAUCAGUAGCCUUGUACCUCCAACAGCUCUGCCUCUGAAUUUUUCUCGGGAAUUCAUUAACUGGAAAGGGAGUCCAGUGUCCCAAAGCCAACUCAAGAUGGAUUACAACUAUCAGACUGAAAUGUUCCCUCCAAAUGCCUCCAUUCCCAUAAGAGGCCAUGUGUUAAUUGAGUCAGACCAAUUCCAGCGGUCCCUUCCAGAAACCAUCAUCAGCAUGGCCUCGUUGACCCUGGGGACUAUCCUAUCUGCUACCAAAAAUGGAAAUGCUCAGGUCAAUGGCCCCGUGAUAUCCACGAUUAUUCAAAACUAUUCUAUAAAUGAGGUUUUCCUGAUUUUUUCCAAGAUAGAGUCGAAUCUGAGCCAACCUCAUUGUGUGUUUUGGGAUUUCAGUCUUUUGCAAUGGAACAAUGCGGGCUGCCACCUGGUGAACGAAACUCCAGACACGGUGAUGUGCCGAUGUACUCACCUGACCUCCUUCUCGGUACUGAUGUCUCCCUUUGUCCCCCCUGCCAUCAUCCCCGUGGUGAAAUGGAUCACCUUUGUGGGACUGGGCAUCUCCAUCGGAAGUCUCACCUUAUGCCUGAUCAUUGAAGCUCUGUUUUGGAAGCAGGUCAAGAAAAACCAGACCUCCUACACACGUCAUGUUUGCAUGGUGAACAUAGCCCUGUGCCUCCUGAUUGCUGAUGUUUGGUUCCUUGUCGCUGCCACUGGAGACUCCCCCGUAAACCUUUCCGGAGUCUGUAUAGCUGCUGUGUUCUUCGUGCACUUUUUCUAUCUCUCCUUGUUCUUUUGGAUGCUCACACUUGGCAUCCUGCUGGCCUAUCGGAUCCUCCUCGUGUUCCAUCACAUGGCCAUGCCUUCAAUGAUAGCCAUCGGCUUCUGCCUGGGCUACGGGUGCCCUCUCAUCAUAUGUGCCAUCACGAUUGCUGUCACGCAGCCAAGCAAUGGCUACACAAGGAAAGACGUGUGUUGGCUUAACUGGUCUGAUAGGAGCAAACCCCUCUUAGCCUUUGCUGUUCCUGCACUGACUAUUGUGGCUGUGAAUUUGGUGGUGGUGCUACUGGUUCUCAGGAAGCUCUGGAGGCCCACUGUUGGAGAAAGACCCGGUCAGGAAAACAAGGCCACUAUUGUCCGCAUGGGGAAGAGCCUUCUCAUCCUGACCCCUCUGCUGGGGCUCACCUGGGGCUUUGGCAUAGGAACAAUAGUAGACAACCGGAAUCUGGCUUGGCAUAUUGUUUUUGCAUUACUCAAUGCAUUCCAGGGUUUUUUCAUCUUAUGUUUUGGAAUGCUCUUGGACAGUAAGCUGCGACAAUUGCUGUUCAGCAAAUUGUCUCCUUUAAGCUCUUGGAAGCAAGCUUCCAAGCAAGACUCAUCAGAUGUGCCUGCCAAACCCAAGUUCCCAAAAACUUUCAACCCAUUGCAGCACAAAGGCAUUUAUGCACUUUCUCAUGCUGGAGAAUCCUCAAACGACAUCAUGCUAACUCAGUUUUUAUCAACUGAAUAAGGCUGCGAACCAUAAACUCAAGAAAAAUUUUUUGGUGCAACUUGACAUUUAGAGCUAAAUGUCAGUGAAAAAAUUAGCUCAAUCUUAAAUGGAAUUUUUUGGUUUAGGAGUCUGGAAUAAAAUAAGAAGCUUUCAGCAGCUUC
Messenger RNA from Enhydra lutris kenyoni (northern sea otter), 2885 nucleotides. RefSeq names its product adhesion G protein-coupled receptor F1 (gene ADGRF1). NCBI's taxonomy places the organism in Eukaryota, Metazoa, Chordata, Mammalia, Carnivora, Mustelidae. The transcript is spliced from 14 exons. The record is from RefSeq and is a predicted model, not a curated record. Gene Ontology annotation, biological process: adenylate cyclase-activating G protein-coupled receptor signaling pathway; synapse assembly; cell surface receptor signaling pathway. Bases 1 to 2742 code for a protein of 913 amino acids. Gene Ontology annotation, molecular function: G protein-coupled receptor activity. Gene Ontology annotation, cellular component: plasma membrane.